GACACAAAUGAAGACGCGCUCCAGUUGCUGGGUGUAGUGCAUAGACUGUAUAAAAACAAAAAUAAAGUGAAUGACGAGGCGCGCUGCCUGUUGUUUGAAGUCGUCUGAUAUCUUUUAGUACAGCGAAGAUGUCAAGAGCAGCGGCACAGAUGAAUCACUGGACGACUGUGAACCAAAGUUUACUCUGACUGGAUGAUGACACAUCUGGGUCAGUGAAGAGCCUCUGUUUUUCUGCUAUUCUGAACAUUGACAAUCGGAAGCUGCUUUUGCAACCCAAGACAUAUUUUUUAAGUUUAAGCCAUUAGUAGACUUAUCCACCAUGAGUGCCCAAGUGGAUGCAGACGUCCAGACCAUAUCUCCCGAGAUGCCUGCCAUGUUUGAUGGCAUGAAGCUGGCUGCUGUAGCCACCGUGCUGUAUGUCAUAGUGCGGAUCCUGAACCUGAAGUGUCCCAUGGUGGCCCCGGACAUCACCUGUCAAGAUACCCCUCUCAAUUGCUACCUGCUCAAGUCUUGCCCCAUUCUAACCAAAGAGUACAUCCCUCCCUUAUUAUGGGGGAAGAAUGGACAUCUCCAGACUGCUCUUUAUGGGAAGAUGGGAAGGGUAAAGUGCCCUAAACCUUGUGGGCUGCGUAAGUACCUGCCCAUGUCAGAUGGAGCCACUGCCACCUUUGACCUGUUUGAGCCACAAGGCGUCCACUGUACUGGAGAUGACAUCACCUUGGUGAUCUGUCCUGGGAUCGGUAACCAUAGUGAGAAGCAUUAUAUACGGACCUUUGUGGAUUAUUCACAGAAACAAGGCUACAGGUGCGCCGUUCUCAACCAUCUUGGAGCGCUACCAAACAUCGAGCUGACUUCACCGAGGAUGUUCACGUACGGUUGUACCUGGGAGUUUUCAGCCAUGGUGGGCUACAUUAAACACACAUUCCCACAAACACAGCUCAUUGUGGUGGGCUUCAGUCUUGGAGGGAACAUUGCCUGCAAGUACCUGGGUGAGAAUCUAGCCAAUCAGGAGCGAGUGCUGUGCUGCGUCAGUGUCUGUCAGGGAUAUAAUGUUCUGAGGGCUCAGGAGACGUUUCUACAGUGGGAUCAGUGUAGGAGGCUGUACAACUUCAUCAUGGCAGGCAACAUGAAAAAAAUAAUUCUAUCUCACAGGGCAAGUUUAUUUGGUAUGAGCUCUAGCAAAAUGGAGCCCGCCGACCUCAGCCGGCUGUAUACGGCCACUUCACUCAUGCAGAUUGAUGACAACAUUAUGAGGAAGUUUCAUGGACACAACUCCAUAAAGGAGUACUAUGAGAAGGAAAGCUGUGUGCAUUAUAUUCACAAUAUCAGUGUUCCUCUCUUCUUGAUGAACUCUUCAGAUGAUCCAUUAGUCCACCAGUCACUGCUGACGAUACCUCGCACACUAGCAGAAAAGAAACAAAAUGUUAUGUUUGCACUGACACUACAUGGGGGUCAUCUCGGCUUCUUUGAAGGCGCUUUUCUCUUUCCUCAGCCUCUUUCCUGGAUGGACAAAGUCAUAGUCAGUUACGCCAACGCUAUCUGCCAAUGGGAGAAACACAGGCCGCAAUGCCAGUAGGAGAAAUCAUGCUUUGUGCAACACUAAGCAUAACACUUUAUGGGGUACUCUCGAUUGAGUUGAGGUUAGAUGAUGGUUUCUAAAGGUCUGACUCACUAGAGUUUGCUCUGGCCUUCAAGAACGAAUUCCAGAGAAAGCACAUACGGUAAUAAAUUAUACUUACCGUAAAUUGCGUCAGAUGUCAGUGGUGUAUAGUUACAAAGCCUGACAAAGUGUGCUGAGGGAUUCGUGAAAUGAUUUGGAAAGUUUAUUUGCGGAAAAACAUAUCUGGCAAGAGGAGAUGGUAACCCAAAGUUCACCAGCUGUCAUUUACAUAGAUUUUCCUACACUGUGAUGUUAGCCUAUCUCAAAUAAAAACUCAUCAAAUUACCUUUACAAGAUGUUAAAACUUUGAUUAAAUUGUUAAUUAUU
Carassius gibelio (silver crucian carp) is the source of this 1987-nucleotide messenger RNA. RefSeq names its product monoacylglycerol lipase ABHD2. NCBI's taxonomy places the organism in Eukaryota, Metazoa, Chordata, Actinopteri, Cypriniformes, Cyprinidae. Gene Ontology annotation, cellular component: sperm flagellum; sperm plasma membrane. Bases 320 to 1576 code for a protein of 418 amino acids. Gene Ontology annotation, molecular function: monoacylglycerol lipase activity; acetylesterase activity. The transcript has 11 exons. The record is from RefSeq and is a predicted model, not a curated record. Gene Ontology annotation, biological process: medium-chain fatty acid catabolic process; sperm capacitation; medium-chain fatty acid biosynthetic process.